This is a messenger RNA of Syngnathus acus (greater pipefish), 3765 nucleotides long. It is a transcript of the gene hdac9b, whose product is annotated as histone deacetylase 9b. Lineage: Eukaryota; Metazoa; Chordata; Actinopteri; Syngnathiformes; Syngnathidae. The coding region runs from base 359 to 2254 and encodes 631 amino acids. Gene Ontology annotation, biological process: chromatin organization. The transcript has 11 exons. The record is from RefSeq and is a predicted model, not a curated record. Gene Ontology annotation, molecular function: histone deacetylase activity. Gene Ontology annotation, cellular component: histone deacetylase complex.
UGGGCCACGCAGUUGUUGAUUCACAUGCAAAUGAAGCUCACUCCCUCCCCAGCUUGCAUUGCUCGCCUGAGUGAGGUGCUCAGCGCUCACUCCACGACUUUGCCAGGCAACAUUUGCAAGCUCCCCUCUGACACGUUGCUGUGAAGAGAAAGCAGCGAGCUUGACACUGUCUUAGUGUUUGGGUGCCGGGCCAGGGCUGAAAGCAAACAGCCCUGCAGAGAUCGAGAGCACUCCUGCUUUCCAGUGAAGAGUGCUGUCUCAGAGGAGGAGGCGGAGGAAGGCACUCGCUCCCCCGGGUGGCUGAAGGGGUGGCUCUCUUGGUGACGGCGUGCGAUGAGACCCGAGUGCUAAGUGGAGUAUGCUGCAGACGAUUUACGAGGGCGAGUCAAGUUUCUCCACAACAGACGGCCGCGUUGGAGCCCAGCCGCUCCUUUACCAGAGCAGGAUGCACAACGUGAACAGUUCAGUGGAGAUUAAGUCCGACGUCCCACUGGUUGUGGAACCCAUAUCGCCGUUAGACCUGCGCACAGACCUGAGGAUGCUGGGGCCAGGUUCGGACCCGGGAUUGUGGGAGCGGCAGUUGCAGCAGGAGCUCCUUCUCAUCCAAAAGCAGCAGCAGAUCCAAAAGCAGCUGCUCAUCAGCGAGUUCCAGAAACAGCAUGAGAAGUUAACCCGUCAGCACCAGGCUCAGCUCCAGGAGCACCUCAAGCUUCAACAGGAGCUCCACACCAUGAAACAGCAGCAGGAACUUGCAGAGAAGGAGCGCCGUCUGGAGCAGCAACAGCAGCUGCAGCAGCAAAACCAGCAGCACCAACAGAGCCAGCAGCAGAACCAGCAGGAGAAAGAGCAGGAGAGGCAUCGGCGAGAGCUGCACAUCUCCAGCAUGAAUCUAAGGGCCAAAGAGCGAGCCAGAGAGAGUCUCACAGGUGCAGUGGCCAGUACAGAGGUGAAGCAGAAACUCCAAGAGUUUCUGUUGAGCAAAUCAGCAAAGGACCCCACCGGUAAUGGUGGCAAUCAUUCAUUCAUCCACCACCCCAAGCUCUGGUACAGGUCCUCUCAUCAUAUCUCUCUGGACCAAAGCUCUCCACCACUGGGCGGCAUGUCCCCGACCUGCCAUUACACUCUGCCAUCACCCGUUGACGGCAAGGACGACUUCCCCUUGAGGAAGACAGCCUCCGAGCCCAACCUGAAGGUACGGUCCAGACUGAAACAGAAAGUAGCUGAGAGGCGGAGCAGCCCCAUGCUCAAGAGUAAAGAUGGCAACCUCGUCACACCGUAUAAGAAGAGGGCACUCGAGCUCAUGGACUCCACACCCACAAAAAGUGCCCCUGGCUCCGGCCCCAGCUCCCCCAUCGGGGCCUCCAGUGCCUUGGGGGCAGAAAAUGGACCCUCCUCUUUGCCUACUACCACAAAAACUGAGCGAUGGCCUUCGCAGCCAAGAUUAUUCCGACCAGAGAGCUCCGUGUCCGUCUUGAGUUUAUACACAUCCCCGUCCUUACCGAAUAUUUCUUUUGGGCUUCCAACUGCGUCUUCACCUAUCAGCGCGGCUGUUGGCCUAAAAGACAGAACAAUAGAGAGCAAGCAUGGACUGCCAGGACAUCUUCUAGGUCCUGUGCCUCUUCAGAACGGUCUGGAAUCCAAAGUGAGCCCCAGUCACCAGGCUCUGCUCCAGCACCUUCUCCAGAAGGAGCAGAUGAGGCAGCAGAAGAUGCUUUCCACUGGUCCAGGCCCCUUGUCAACCCACCCUCUGUCCCCUCUGGCCAUGAAGGAUUGCUCAUCCAGCACUCGGCCAAAACCACCCAAACAUCGGCCCUUGAGCAGGACCCAGUCAGCGCCACUCCCUCAGAACACACUGGCACAACUUGUCAUCCAGCAGCAACACCAACACUUCCUGGAAAAGCAGAAACAAUACCAGCAGCAAAUCCAUAUAAAUAAGCUGCUGUCCAAGUCCAUUGAGCAGUUACGUCAACCCAGCGCGCACCUGCAGGAGUCCAAGGAGGAGCUGCUCCACGGAGAGCAGCCGGAGCGCAUGCAGGAGGACAGGCUGCCCCCCGGAGGAGUCAUCCGGAAGCACACGCUGAGCAGCAGCGGCAGCAGCGGCGGCGGCUCCAGCGUGGAGCUCCCCGACCCGCACUACGGGGUCAUCAAGGUGAAGGAGGAGCCCCUGGAUAGCGAGGACGAAAGCUUGGAGGCGGAGAGGAGCUCCUAUCUUCACCAGGUCAAAGGGAGGCUGGUGAUAAGAGCCAUGAUCUGAGGAUUACGGGGAGCCCGUCACACACUCCAACAUUCGCAGCACAUCCCUGUAGUGUACACACACACGCGCACACACACGGCGGCACUGUAGGCCCUUUGUGGCCGCAGCGGCAAACCAUCCCUUUUCCACUCGUUCAUCACUCCCUUUGAGACUAUCCGCCAUCCUCGUAGUAAAUAUGUAGGCUACAUUGUUGUGUACAUAAUACCAAGACAAACGAGCUGCUUAUGGUCGUUUGGAGUCUACUCGGCUGACAGAAGAUGAUGUACAUGGCCGCUGUCUAUGUACUGUGGAUUUAGCAUCAUAGUCUACGCUAUCUCAAGGGGACAGGUUAGGCAGGUGCACGGUGCGGACGAGCCAACUCGAGUUCCCACCGUGCAUAUUUUCACCACUGAAUGCUCCUCGGCACUGAAUAUGAUCAUGAAUCUUUGCAGUAUGUUCAAGGGAUGGGGUGGGGGGGGUAUACCUACUCUGUUAUUCUGGAAAAUCUACAUUGAUGUUCUAUGUUAAAGGUUGAACAUCUGUCUUAGCCAGAAUGUACAUUUUAAAUGCUGACACGGGACGCUCCCCCGUGUUGAGCGAUGUCGAUGGAAUACGGUCCACAUCUCGGAUUGCAGUUUUUAGGAUAAAGCACUCACCCCCCCCCACCCACACCAGCGACUCGGGUGCACAUGCAUCACCCAACACUCACUCGCUAGCGUUCUGUCUCUGUCUGGGCCCCGUGUUAGCUGAGCUCUCCUCCCCUGCGGGUCCAAAUCAAAACGCUCCUGCCCAGCUUUCAGCAGAGGAGUCAGAGCGAGCGAGCGAGCGAGAGAGAGCGAGAGGGCCGGGCAGGAAAUGCCUUCUAGAAGCCAGGAGUUGGAGUGAUUCAUGUGUGCAAGAAUGUUUGCGAGAGAGGAGGGCCUUGGCUUGGACUAAGUCAGGAGUCUAAAGGGCCAGGCUUCACAAUUGAUUUACUGUCAAGGCGAAUUACAAAGUGAGUGGGGAUACGGUCAAGGGAGUCCUAUAUAUGGGAGAUGGCUUCCUCUCUUUUCCCCAGUGGGCAUGCUUACCUCAACGUGCAGGUUUGAUGUAAGGCAUAAAGAAAACAAAGAAAAAAAAAAACAGGAUGGGAUAUUUUCUCAUUCGAUCCCAUUUCCCUUAAAAGUGCCCAUUGCGACAUGUAUAGUCUGUCUUAAAAGUGAUCAGUCCAAUGUAUCGGAUAGCUGUAAACCGUCCCGUUCCGUUUGUAAAACUGCUCGUGAGAGUCUGUGUUUGGAUCCACGUGAGCUGUCUGUCUUAUGAACCGUACAUGUCACUUUGUCCGGGUUUUAUUGUGCUAGGUUGAGUAAACACCGUCAGAACAACGCGAGUCCUUUUCUCUUGCCUCUUUGAGUGAAUUGUGAUGACGAGAGAAGAACUUCUUGGGUGUGAAAUGUCAAAAGGAAGAGUUUUUGUUUGUUUGUUUGUUUGUUCUUCUUUUGGCCUUGUGUGACACCUUUUUUUAAGAAAAUAAAAAUAAAAUUAAUUUACCU